GCCAAGUUAUUAGCCGUUAGAGAAUUUUUGAGAGAGAGACGGAGAAAAGCAAAUGGCAGAAGUUCCACCACACCAGAAAAUCUCCAAGCAACCCAAAAGAAAAGGAAAUCCUGCUGAAGUAGGAGAAUCGAGCAAAGUCUAUAAUGGUCAUGGCCCCUCACCAGAGGAAGAGACGGCCAUUAUGGUCUCCACAUUCGCUUAUGUAUUAUUCGAAGGUAAAGGUGGCAGCAAAGGAGGCCAAGACUCCGCAUUUCCUCUCCUUGAAAGUUCUGCAGUUUCUUCAAUUCCAUCCGCUUCCACGCAGACUCAGCCUGUAUUGAUCGCACCCGGUGCAGACAAGGAAGAGAAGAAGAAGAAAUAUCGAGGCGUCCGACAGAGGCCGUGGGGAAAAUGGGUGGCUGAGAUUAGGAACCGUACCAAAGGGGCUAGAGACUGGCUUGGGACAUUUGAAACGCCAGAGGAUGCUGCUCGAGCCUACGAUAAAGCAGCGAUCAGAUUACAUGGGCCCCGCGCAAAGCUUAAUUUCCCAUCUCUAGAAGACCCUCCAGAUGACCGCACCACCUUUGAACAAGAACAACAGCAGCAAUUGCAGCAGCAGCAGCAACCGCCUAAUCUAGUGGGGAAUACUAGUCCUGACCCACCUAAUGAAGCAGUUGAAAAUCGACCAGAGAAUGAUAUGUGGAACAUAUUUGGAGAGGCGGAAUUGGAAGACUGGUGGACCAUGAUGAACGAUGCAAUGCCCACCGUCUCGUGUCUGCGUGACAUCCGCUUCGUCCAUCAUGUGGGCUCCUCGAUGAAAGGCUGUUGUGUGGGGCCACCAUGGUGUUUUUUUAUUUCAUCAUUAGGUUUGAAUCACAAUAAAGAAAGGAAGAUACAUAUAGGUGGUGAAAUUCCACUAGCGCUCUUUCUGGGUAAACAGGGAGUCCGACUCCGUUACAAACUGGCUGCGGAAGGACUGUUUAUGCAAGCUAUUUCUGGUGGGACUCCACACGGGAACGUGGAAGCAGCGGCUCGGUUUUGGGGCGCUCUGCUGGACGUGGCUGAAGACAGGAGGGUGGGGCUUAGCUUUGAAGGAAGGAAGAAAAGGAUCAAAAAGGCGAGGGACAGAAAGACAAGAGGCUCGGUUUUGAAGGCUUGA
This is a messenger RNA of Magnolia sinica, 1138 nucleotides long. RefSeq lists its product as uncharacterized. Gene Ontology annotation, biological process: regulation of DNA-templated transcription; ethylene-activated signaling pathway. The record is from RefSeq and is a predicted model, not a curated record. Gene Ontology annotation, molecular function: DNA-binding transcription factor activity; DNA binding. NCBI's taxonomy places the organism in Eukaryota, Viridiplantae, Streptophyta, Magnoliopsida, Magnoliales, Magnoliaceae. The transcript is spliced from 3 exons. The coding region runs from base 53 to 1138 and encodes 361 amino acids.